Molecule: messenger RNA, 1098 nt
Organism: Trypanosoma rangeli
Lineage: Eukaryota; Euglenozoa; Kinetoplastea; Trypanosomatida; Trypanosomatidae
Exons: 1
Coding region: 1-1098 (365 amino acids)
Source: RefSeq, a predicted model, not a curated record
AUGCUGCGCCGCACACUGCGAUGCCUCUUCGAACAGGAGGGACCUUUUACGCUGGGGCGGGCCGUGAUGGCAAAGGCUCGCCCCGUCCACACUAGCCCGAGCACGAGGAAGGGCACCCCUUUGCUCCAUCACGGCGACCUCGCGGAACCCACGCACGACAGUGCCGCCGGCGCAGAUGUGUCAGCAGCCCUGGCUGCAUCCUCACCACCGCCACCAGCAGCGGCCCUGCAGUCGUCGAAGGAGCAGCAACACGGAGACGUCUCUGAGGAUGCGUACAGGUUCUUGCUGCAUCACAUUGACUCGGAGAUUGUGGCUCUAAAGCGACGCAUCACGACGGUGGCGAAGCAGCGGGAGGCGGUAGAAAACAAUCAGACCCGCCGCAUCCGUGAGCUCUUUGAGUGCAUGGAGCGGCCCUGGCUGAUGCUCGAGUCCAUCCCCGUCCCGCAGCUGCCCAACCGGGCACUAGAGGUCUACGCGAAGGAGUUGUACAUUAAACGGCACGGACCUGAUGCGGGGAGUUUUGAGCAGGACGCCGUCUUUUUGGAUGCCUGCCGACGGAACUGGCGGGGUCUGCCGCUUGAGCAGCGCAAACCGUAUGAGGUUGCCGCACGGCGCAACGAGCACAUGCGGAGGGAGCUGAAGAAGAAGCUGUCCAACGGCUGCUCCUUCUUUGAGGGCUUCUGUGAACAGCUGCGGGAGUGCACGGCGGAGACGGCACGCAACGAGAAGAUGAUGCGGCCGCUUGACGCCGGCCAGGCCACACCACCGCGGGGCAACGCCUCAGCGACGCGAAAGAAGGCCCAGCCGCUGGCAAAGAUGACGCACACGGCGGUGGCCCCCGCGCCGGCGGAGGUGGCAGACUCCGCGCGAAAGAGGGGCAGCCGGGCAGCAAAAAAGCGCGGCUCACGCCAUGCGCGGCGGGCGCCCACGUGCAAAAAGACGGCGGUGGGGAAUGCGGCAGCCCCCACACGCGCCGCUGCUGCGCAGAGGGCGCAAACACUGCGGCGGCAGCGGCCCAAGCUGAAUAGAGUGCCGAGGGCGAUGGCGCAUGCCCUCAAGAGGUCCGCGGCGAAGAGAAAGCGGAGCCACGCACGAUGA